CUCCUGAGUGAUGCAGUGGUAUGAUAUUUCUUUUUGUUUUUUUGUUUCCCUCUUUCCUUUUUCCUUUCUCUCAAUCCAUUUUUUUCCUGCUAUAAUAAAUUUACGGUACCUGGUACUUGUACCGUCCUCCAGUACGCAACGCCGUUGCGAAAGGAAAAGGCGGAAACUACUUCUCUAACUUAACUGUUUGCGGUAACCCACCAACCCCAACAACGAAAAGAAAAGAAAAAAACCACACCGCGCCCGGCAAAUUGACUUGCCCCCGAAAUUGAUGGCGUGCGGGAAAUGUCGCACUUGUGUGCUCACCGCUUUGGCUGCCUCUAGGUGCUCGUUUUCCCUCAAUCUCCAAUUGGCGAUGCCAGUGGAGGGAGAUGGAGAGAUCACGAAUCGGCUGACUGUGGGAAUCGGGGCAUGAUCCGGUUGCGGACGUAUGGGGUGGAUAGAAGGAAUUACUGGUCGUUCCUGAGCUCGUGUAGCAUUACUUUGACAGUCCAACAUAGCCUGGUAUCGACUUCGUAUGGGGGAGUGGGAAAGCAUGCCAAAAUUGCAAGGCGGGUAAGGGAAAAAAUUUGGUGAUUGCGGUUCGUCGUAGUUGCGGGAACGAAUCAUGCGCCGUAUAUCGAUGCUCUUCGGUGCUCUUACAAAAGAGGUUGAGGGCAAUUGAUAGGUAGAAGCUUUUUAUUGUGCAAUGUGCCAUGAAUGGUGGUGGUGGUGAUCCCCCCCGAGACGUUUUACUUUAGUGGGAGCGUUCCAUUUACUUUUUCCUUCCUUUCCAAGCUUCCAUCCUUCGUCCAUCAUGGUUACUUUUUCUUUUGUUUCGCAAGGCAUUACGCCAAGGACCUCGAAGAGCCAAACGGUCUGAAGAUCCACUCUCAUGGGGCACAGGUGCUGUACUCGAGUACGAGUACAAUUCGAUUCCAUCUUCGGAUGGUUGGAGUUGUGUAUACUUUGAAAGGUAUCGAUCGCUUCCCACCCCCUUUGUUUUCCUUAUUCUCACAUUUUCCUUGGCUGGCGGGGGCUGAAAAAUGCUACGAGUACUAUUGA
This is a messenger RNA of Tuber melanosporum (Perigord truffle), 1044 nucleotides long. RefSeq lists its product as uncharacterized. The transcript has a single exon. The record is from RefSeq and is a predicted model, not a curated record. Lineage: Eukaryota; Fungi; Ascomycota; Pezizomycetes; Pezizales; Tuberaceae. The coding region runs from base 700 to 1044 and encodes 114 amino acids.